Molecule: messenger RNA, 2007 nt
Organism: Cicer arietinum (chickpea)
Lineage: Eukaryota; Viridiplantae; Streptophyta; Magnoliopsida; Fabales; Fabaceae
Product: patellin-3-like
Molecular function (GO): lipid binding
Source: RefSeq, a predicted model, not a curated record
AUACUUCCUUUCCCUUCCUUCCACUUCACAGAAUCACAUUUUUCUUCACUUACACAAAUUAUUCACCAUGUCUCACGAUGAUUCUUCUCCAAACCAAACAACAACAACACCACAAGUUGAUGAAGUUGUUGUUACCGAUGUUAAUGUUCCACCCCCAGAAAAAACAACAACACCUACUAUUCCUUUAGAAUUAGAGCAAGAUCCACACCCUGAACCUGAGAAAGACAAAAAUAACCCUGUUGUUGAAACCGUCACUCUCGAAUCUCAUCUUUCCAAACCCAAUGCUGACUCUGAUACCUUCAAAGACGAACAAACAACCAAAUCUUCUGAUCUUUCUGAUAAUGAAAACAAAUCACUCCAAGAGCUUAAGAAUCUUAUUCAACAAGCACUUGACAAUCAUCAAUUCUCCACAGCCACAGUUUCUUCCACCACCAUAGCUACACCUGAAAAAGAAGAACCUGCAAAACAAAACGGAGAGGAAGAAGAUGCAAAGAAGAAAGACGAAGAAGAAGAAGAAGGAGAUAAGAAAGAAGAAGAAAAAGAAGAAGAUGUGAAGAAAACUGAUGUUGUUGUUGGUGUGGAUGACGAUGGAGCAAAAACUGUGGAAGCUAUUGAAGAAAGUGUUGUUGCUGUUUCUUCCUCUGUUUCAACAGAGCAAGAACCAGUUACAGAGAAACUCGAAGCUAAAGAAGAAGCUUCAUUACCAAAACAACCCGAAGAAGUUUCCAUUUGGGGAAUACCACUUCUCGCAGACAAAAGAAGUGACGUGAUUCUGUUGAAAUUUCUACGUGCAAGAGAUUUCAAAGUGAAAGAAGCUUUCACAAUGAUAAAAAAUACAAUCCGUUGGAGAAAUGAGUUUAAAAUGGAAGAGUUAUUGGAUGAGAAAUUGGGGGAUGAAUUGGAGAAAUUUGUUUACAUGCAUGGAUUUGACAAAGAGGGACACCCUGUUUGUUAUAACAUUUAUGGUGAAUUUCAGGAUAAGGAAUUGUAUAAAAAGUGUUUUUCUGAUGAAGAGAAGAGAGAGAAGUUUCUUAGAUGGAGAAUUCAGUUUCUUGAGAAGAGUAUUAGGAAUUUGGAUUUUGAUCAUGGUGGUAUAUGUACUAUUGUUCAAGUGAAUGAUCUUAAGGAUUCACCUGGACCUGGUAAAUGGGAACUUAGACAAGCUACUAAACAAGCACUUCAAUUGCUUCAGGAUAAUUACCCUGAGUUUGUUGCCAAACAGGUGUUUAUCAAUGUGCCAUGGUGGUACCUGGCUGUGAAUAGGAUGAUAAGCCCUUUUCUUACACUCAGAACCAAAAGCAAGUUUGUCUUUGCUGGUCCAUCCAAGUCAACAGAGACCCUUUUGAGAUACAUAGCUCCAGAGCAACUUCCGGUAAAGUAUGGUGGAUUGAGCAAAGAUGGUGAAUUUGGAGAUUCAGAUGCUGUUACAGAGAUCACAAUAAGGCCAGCAGCAAAACAUACUGUGGAAUUUCCUGUUACUGAGAAAUGUUUACUAUCUUGGGAGGUGAGAGUAAUAGGUUGGGAAGUAAGCUAUGGAGCAGAAUUUGUACCAAGCACUGAAGGAAGCUAUACAGUAAUUAUCCAAAAGGCUAGAAAUGUAGCUUCAUCAGAAGAACCUGUGAUUUGCAACAAUUUUAAAAUUGGUGAACCUGGCAAAGUUGUUCUCACCAUUGAUAACACAAGCUCUAAGAAGAAAAAGCUCUUGUACCGCUUGAAGACCAAACCUUCACUCUCUGACUGAGAAAUCAUCACAAGUGGAAAGGACCUGAAUUGUUUUGCUUAUGUUCUUGUGUCCACUUUUACAACCAAGAUCUUCAAAUUGAACUUUCUUGCUGCUUAAAUAUGAAUAUAAAGUUUUUCUUUUAUAUGUUUAAUUUUGAAGAAUAUUAUGUUUCCAAUCAUAUAUUGUUACAUAUUAUUUUUUUUUUUUGUAAUUUUCUUGGUAUUAUUUAUUGUUGGCUUUUUUGUUAUCUUUGAAGAUAAAAAUAUCAAGGUCCAUUUUUCGUA